Molecule: messenger RNA, 2501 nt
Organism: Episyrphus balteatus (marmalade hoverfly)
Lineage: Eukaryota; Metazoa; Arthropoda; Insecta; Diptera; Syrphidae
Gene: Gdh
Product: glutamate dehydrogenase, mitochondrial
Exons: 7
Coding region: 402-2081 (559 amino acids)
Biological process (GO): L-glutamate catabolic process
Cellular component (GO): mitochondrion
Molecular function (GO): L-glutamate dehydrogenase (NAD+) activity
Source: RefSeq, a predicted model, not a curated record
GAUUUUGUUAAGAACAAAAGAGAGAACCAGAAUUCACACAUUUUAAAAAUUCCUCACACAUACCAUUUUAGCGCUAGUUCACCACUUUCAGAAACGACUUCACCAACCAGGCGCUUUUUUGUGCAGAGAAGCAAACACGAAAGCCAUCAAGAAGAAGCAAACUUAUAAAGUUCCUCCAUUCUCCUCCACACACAAUUAAAUCCAAAUAAAAUAAAUUCUAGCCAUUCAGCAUUCGAUCAGUUCAGUUCGUUGCGGGGUCGGUCAGUGAACGGUUGUGCAAAAACAGAACGAUAGUUACUUAUUUUCUUAUAUAUUUAAAAUAUAUGUAUUAAUAUUUUGUGAAUUCCUUUUUUGUUGUUGUAAACUAUAUACCUAUCAAAUUCAAUAAAGAACAAAAAACUAUGUACCAUUUAAAGAAUCUAGCUCGACACACUGCUGUCAAGCAGGAUGUUUCGACUCUCGUCAAAGCUAUGCCAACUGCACUCCUUCAAUCGCGUGGCUAUUCGGAACAUCAAAUUCCCGAUCGUCUAAAGAAUGUCCCCACCGACAAGGAUCCUCGUUUCUUUGACAUGGUUGAGUACUUCUUCCAUCGCGGUUGCCAAAUUGCCGAGAAUCGUUUAAUUGGCGAAAUGAAGGGUAAAAUUUCGGAUGAGGAAAAACGCAAGAAAGUCAAAGGCAUUCUGAUGCUUAUGCAACCAUGUGACCAUAUCAUUGAAAUUGCAUUCCCCCUGCGUCGUGAUUCUGGAGAUUAUGAAAUGAUAACCGGGUAUCGCGCUCAGCAUAGUACACAUCGUAUUCCAACAAAAGGAGGUAUUCGUUUCUCGUUGGAUGUGUGUCGUGAUGAAGUCAAAGCCUUGUCAGCUUUGAUGACCUUCAAGUGUGCUUGCGUCGAUGUUCCAUUUGGUGGUGCUAAAGCUGGUCUUAGGAUUGAUCCUAAAACAUAUUCUGAACAUGAGCUCGAAAAAAUCACACGCCGAUUUACUCUUGAAUUGGCCAAGAAGGGAUUCAUUGGACCCGGUGUUGAUGUACCCGCUCCUGACAUGGGUACCGGAGAACGUGAAAUGUCAUGGAUUGCCGAUACAUAUGCCAAAACAAUCGGUCAUUUAGAUAUCAAUGCCCAUGCCUGCGUGACAGGAAAGCCAAUUAACCAAGGUGGUAUUCAUGGACGUGUGUCAGCUACAGGUCGUGGUGUAUUCCACGGUUUGGAGAACUUCAUCAAUGAAGCCAAUUAUAUGAGUAUGAUUGGUACCACACCCGGUUGGGGUGGCAAGACAUUUAUCGUUCAAGGUUUCGGUAAUGUAGGUCUUCACACAUGCCGUUACCUUGUUCGUGCUGGUGCUACAUGUGUUGGAAUUAUUGAACAUGAUGGAUCAAUCUAUAACCCAGAUGGCAUUGACCCCAAGAAAUUGGAGGACUACAGAAAUGAAACAGGCACCAUUGUUGGUUUCCCUGAUGCUAAGCCAUACUCAGGAGAAAACCUCAUGUUCGAGCCAUGUGACAUAUUUAUUCCAGCUGCUGUUGAGAAAGUCAUCACCAGUGAGAAUGCUCACAAAAUUCAAGCAAAGAUUAUUGCUGAAGCUGCCAACGGUCCAACAACCCCGGCUGCUGACAAGAUUUUGAUUGAUAGAAAUAUUUUGGUUAUCCCAGAUUUGUACAUCAAUGCUGGUGGUGUGACAGUAUCAUUCUUCGAAUGGCUGAAAAAUCUUAAUCAUGUUUCAUAUGGACGUCUUACAUUCAAAUAUGAACGUGAAUCCAAUUAUCAUCUUCUGGCUUCAGUCCAACAGUCUAUCGAAAGAUUUAUUCUUGACGAAUCUGUCCAGGAAUCUCUAGAACGUCGUUUCGGACGUGUAGGUGGCCGUAUCCCAGUAACACCAUCAGAAUCUUUCCAAAAACGUAUUUCUGGUGCAUCUGAAAAAGACAUUGUCCACUCUGGUUUGGAUUACACCAUGGAGCGUUCAGCUCGUGCUAUCAUGAAGACAGCUAUGCGUUAUAACUUGGGUCUGGAUUUGAGAACAGCUGCCUAUGUUAACUCAAUCGAAAAGAUCUUCACCACUUACCGUGAUGCUGGUUUAGCUUUCUAAGCAAGAAAAAGAACAAAAAACAACCUAUGAAUAGUUUUUAAAUGAAAAAACGCUAGCGAGGGGAAUGGAGACGUUGAUGAAGGAUAUUGAAUAAGCUAUAAAAUGAAUGAACUUAAACAAGAAAUAAAAAAAAGGAAUUUAUGUUUAAACAAAAUAUAUGUAAUUCAUCUCCAACUCCUGCCAUAUAAGUAAAUUAAAGAUAACCGAACAAAAUUAAAUAAAAAAAAAAAGUUAAAAAAAAACCACACACACAAUCGACCAAACGAACAAAAUAAAUACAGAAGUCGAGUCGAGUAGCUUCAGCACGCGGUCUAUCUUUAUAAGUAAAAUUUAGUUUUAAACGUUUUUCUUUUCGUCAUCAUUAAAAAAAAUAGCGGCCUUCGCAAAAACUUAGUCAAGAUAAAAAAACAAAACAAAACA